This is a messenger RNA of Odocoileus virginianus texanus, 958 nucleotides long. RefSeq names its product interleukin 1 receptor associated kinase 1 binding protein 1 (gene IRAK1BP1). The record is from RefSeq and is a predicted model, not a curated record. Gene Ontology annotation, biological process: immune response; canonical NF-kappaB signal transduction. NCBI's taxonomy places the organism in Eukaryota, Metazoa, Chordata, Mammalia, Artiodactyla, Cervidae.
CCUUCGGCCGCCGUCGGCUCUGAGUUGCUACGGACAACCAAGCUGCCAUCGCUAUGUCUUUGCAGCAGACCCCUCAGUCGCGGGUGUUCGUGGAACUGCUUCCCUGGGCUGACCGGGGCCGAGAGAACUAUCUGCUCUCGGGCGGAGAGACGCUGCCGGGCCUCCGCCGCCCUCUCUCCUCAGCGCCGGCCCAAACUCCCACCCGCGAGGUGCAUGUCAGCGGCACCGCGGAGGUGUCUGCGAGCCCUGACCGGGCGCAGGUGAUCGUGCGAGUGAGCAGCACCAAGGGGGCGGCGGCCGAGGCCAAGAAGAGCGUUUGCCGCCGCCUGGACUACAUCACGCAGAGCCUCCGGCUGCAGGGCGUGCAGUCAGAAAAUGUAACUGUGACAAAAGAUUUUAAAAGGCUAGAAAAUGCUUAUCACAUGGAAGCAGAGGUCUGCAUUACAUUUACUGAAUUCGGAAAAAUGCAAAAUAUCUGUAACUUUCUUGUUGAAAAGCUAGAUAGCUCGGUUGUCAUCAGCCAACCCCAGUUCUAUCACAUGCCAGGUUCUGUUGAGAACCUUCGACGACAAGCCUGCCUUGCUGCUGUAGAAAACGCAUGGCGCAAAGCUCAAGAAGUCUGUAACCUUGUUGGCCAAACUCUAGGAAAACCUUUAAUAAUCAAAGAAGAAGAAACGAAAGAAUGGGAAGGCCAAAUAGAUCAUCCCCAGUCAUCCAGACUUUCAAGUUCAUUAACUGUACAACAAAAAAUCAAAAGUGCAACAAUGCAUGCUGCUUCCAAAGUAUUUAUAACUUUUGAAGUAAAGGGGAGAGAGAAGAAAAAAAAACACAUCUAAAAUUCUGACCAAAAUAUAUUGUGUUUGUAUCUUUUUUUUGUCUAUUUUUAUACUUUUUAUAACAUUUGCUUUUGUCCUAAAAUAAAUAUUGUAUAAUAUAUAAUAAAGUGUUUCACCCCCAA